CAAUGGAUAAAAUGGUCGUCUAGUUUAGGGAAACCGUUGCUCUCUCGAUGUCAGUUGGUGUGCAGCAUCCACCGGAAUCAAUAAGAAGCGCUCUCGUAAGGUGGCAACAAAAUGUCGACCUCUUUCCUAACUCGUGGUUUAUCGUCGUUUCUGUUUAAAUCGUUUGCAAUCGGAUCAUCUAGCGCCGCGGGUCGGAAUGCUGGUCCCAAUCAGUCGCUAUUUCAUUCCACCAGCAAUACCGAACCGGAUGAUUCCAUACACUUUGAUAAGCUUCAAACAGUUCCCAGUGCUUGCAUCCAACUGUUUGUUACACUUGCCCUGACGAUCAUCUCCGUUAUAUAUACGCUACAGCAAUGUGAUACCACAACGGUGUGUUUAUAUUACUACAUGCUGCUUUACCUACGUGGCGUCUAUUGGGCGAUUGUUUACUUAAUCCACUUGUACACCAAAAGCCGACACCUGUGCCUGAAUCGCUGUGGGCACCAUUCCUUCGCUACGAAAGUUCACCGACACAAAAAAUCUUCCCUUAAGCUGGUUACGCUAUCGAAUAUGAUCCUGCUAAUAGUGCACACGGCAUUGGGCCAUUGCUUUGGGGAAACGUUUAUGCAACGUUGCUUUGUGGAUGGGUUUUCGUCCGUGGUAUUUGUAGCGUCUUUCACCCUUCUAGAAACUAUGAUUAUUGUACCAGUGCAGCUAUCCUAUAUCGUUCACGUUCGAGUGUUCAAUCUCACACGUCCCAUACCGGACGCGCAGCAGAAUGCCAACGACUUGAGUCUGCGUAUUUGCCCCACGGAGGAAUACAGCGUAAACGAUAGCUUCAAAAGCAUAACGGAUCCGAAGGAAUUCAUUCUGCUGCAAUCGGCGAUGAUAAGCAAGCUUAAGGAGGAGAACAGUCAGCUUUGUAGCAGAAUUCAGGAGGCGAAAAAUCUGGUGGAACUCGUUCCGAACCAAUCCCUUAACUACUCUCUGGCAGAACAAUCAAUCGUUGGAGGAUAUUAAUAGGACGCCACAGUAGUCCACGUUUAAUACAAUUUGUAUAGCGUAAUUGUGGUAUUGUGUAUGUGUUACCCUAUUACAUUGUACUACCUUUUAUGUAGUAGCUCUUCAUACACCAUUAUUUCGUAACGUUACUGGUUUGUAUACUACAUAUAUCGUUAUACGCAUGAAUCUAAACUACGAUAGACGUUAAGUAAUAAAUCUGUCCUUAUUCACUGUUUGCA
Anopheles moucheti is the source of this 1220-nucleotide messenger RNA. RefSeq lists its product as uncharacterized. The record is from RefSeq and is a predicted model, not a curated record. Bases 112 to 999 code for a protein of 295 amino acids. The transcript has 4 exons. Lineage: Eukaryota; Metazoa; Arthropoda; Insecta; Diptera; Culicidae. Gene Ontology annotation, cellular component: lysosomal membrane; late endosome.